CUCAAGUUUUUAAAACUUACUAUGAGAAGCAAAAAGGACUUUACACUAGUAUUCAACACGUUAUAAUAAUAUAUUGAUUUUUAAAAUAGUGAAAUCCAAAAAGAACUAAUUAGUAUCUUUGGGACAAAAUGGUAGGAGUGUAUUUCUUAAUUUAAUUCUGCUAUGUAAUAUAGUUACACAUUAUUUUAUUUUGUCACAGUGAAAAUAUAUGUAAAAUUACAUCAAGAUACCCCAGUCCUUAUCUGUAUGGAUGUUAAACAUGCUAAGAAAGAAAUAGUGGACCCCACCUACAUGUGGAUUGGGCCUAAUGAAAAUACAUUAACAGGAAAUCAUCGACUAAAUAUAACUCAAACAGGAGAGCUGAUAGUGAAAGAUUUUGUGGAGCCUUUGUCUGGACUUUACACAUGUACUUUUUCUUAUAAAACUGUCAAAGCAGAAACCCAAGAAGAAAAGACAGUGAAAAAGAGAUACGACUUUCUGAUCUUUGCCUAUCGGGAACCUGAUUAUUCUUAUCAGAUGGCUGUACGCUUUACCACAAAGUCUUGUGCAGGAAGCUAUAAUGACCUUCUCUUUAGAGUGCUGAGGAAAAUCUUGGAUAAUCUAAUGUCUGAUUUGUCAUGCCAUGUCAUAGAACCAUCAUAUAAAUGCCAUUCUGUUGAAAUUCCAGAACAUGGCCUCGUACAUGAGCUAUUUAUAGCCUUUCAAGUUAAUCCUUUUGCACCAGGGUGGAGAGGUACAUGCAAUCAAACUGUUGACUGUGAAGAUAUCACUAAUCAUAAUGUCCUCCAGGCAAGAAAUCGAAUAGAAGAAUUUUUUCGGAGCCAAGCAGAUAUUUUCUCCCACAGCUUUAAUAAAACUCUACCAGCUAUGCAUUUUGUGAACCACAGUUUUCAAGUAGAACGUCUGGAUACCUGUCGACCAGGCUUUGGAAAAAAUGAAAGUCUACACAGUAAUUGUGCUAGCUGUUGCGUGGUUUGUAGUCCUGGGACUUUUAGUCCUGAUGUUGCUGUUAUUUGUCAGAGCUGCAUUUCCAUCCAUGUCUACGGAGCUAAAUCUUGCCCAUAAACUUCAAACAAAAAUCAGCAAUAUAAAGACUAGAGAGAAAUAAAGCCCUGAGAUGGCAAAAGAGUUAUAUCUUCUGACUUACUCGGUGGAAAUAGAAGUUGUGACAGCAUCCCCACAAUUUGCUGCUGAAAGAGUCUCACACUACCUCUCUUUUUCAUCUUGAUUCUUUAAGUGUACAUUUGUAGUACUUAGAAGUCACAUUUCACAUGACCAUAUCUACCAAAAGAGUCACUAUUGAUUGGAAUUCUGUACUUUGUACUACUGCAAGAGUA
Messenger RNA from Lemur catta (Ring-tailed lemur), 1337 nucleotides. RefSeq names its product zona pellucida binding protein 2 (gene ZPBP2). Gene Ontology annotation, cellular component: acrosomal vesicle; zona pellucida receptor complex; extracellular region. The transcript is spliced from 7 exons. Gene Ontology annotation, biological process: acrosome assembly; binding of sperm to zona pellucida. Lineage: Eukaryota; Metazoa; Chordata; Mammalia; Primates; Lemuridae. The record is from RefSeq and is a predicted model, not a curated record. Bases 247 to 1065 code for a protein of 272 amino acids.